Messenger RNA from Phalacrocorax carbo (great cormorant), 1704 nucleotides. NCBI's taxonomy places the organism in Eukaryota, Metazoa, Chordata, Aves, Suliformes, Phalacrocoracidae. The record is from RefSeq and is a predicted model, not a curated record.
AUGGAGCCGCCGGGCACCCCCCCCGCCACCGCCGCCCCGCCGGGGACCCUGGCGGCGCAGGACGCCAUCGUCUUCUCGGGGGCGGGGGCCCAGGGGGCGACCCCCCCCGCCGUGACGCCCGCCGGCGCCAACGUCUUCUGGGCCAGCCUGGUGCGAGCCCAGCUCUGUGUCUGGGAGCUGCAGGGAGCCAUCGAGGCGCAGCCGGACGGGGCCGGCGGUGACCCCGUGCCCCGGGACGGCGGGGGCCGCGGCCCCCCGCCACGAGCGCGCCCGCAGCCUGGUCCGGGGGGUCCGGAGGGGAGCAGCGCACGCCAGCACGCGCCCGCAGGCGGGAGCGACUCGCCCGCGCCCGCAGAGGGGAGCGUCUUCCGCGAGCACCGAGGCCGCGGGCCCCCCGCCACGAGCGCCCUCCACGUGCCUACGGACGGGAGCGUCUUCCCCACGGUCACGCCCGUGGAUGGGAGCAUCUUCCCCACGUCCACGCCCGUGGAUGGGAGCAUCUUCCCCACGUCCACGCCCGUGGAUGGGAGCAUCUUCCCCACGUCCACGCCCGUGGAUGGGAGCAUCUUCCCCGCGUCCACGCCCGAGGACGGGAGCAUCUUCCCCACGUCCACGCCCGUGGAUGGGAGCGUCUUCCCCACGUCCACGCCCGUGGAUGGGAGCAUCUUCCCCACGUCCACGCCCGAGGACGGGAGCGUCUUCCCCACGGUCACGCCCGUGGAUGGGAGCAUCUUCCCCACGUCCACGCCCGUGGAUGGGAGCAUCUUCCCCACGUCCACGCCCGUGGAUGGGAGCGUCUUCCCCACGUCCACGCCCGUGGAUGGGAGCGUCUUCCCCACGUCCACGCCCGAGGAUGGGAGCAUCUUCCCCACGGUCACGCCCGUGGAUGGGAGCGUCUUCCCCACGUCCACGCCCGAGGAUGGGAGCAUCUUCCCCACGUCCACGCCCGUGGAUGGGAGCGUCUUCCCCACGUCCACGCCCGAGGACGGGAGCAUCUUCCCCACGUCCACGCCCGAGGACGGGAGCAUCUUCCCCACGUCCACGCCCGAGGAUGGGAGCAUCUUCCCCACGUCCACGCCCGAGGACGGGAGCGUCUUCCCCACGUCCACGCCCGAGGAUGGGAGCAUCUUCCCCACGUCCACGCCCGAGGAUGGGAGCAUCUUCCCCACGUCCACGCCCGUGGAUGGGAGCAUCUUCCCCACGUCCACGCCCGAGGACGGGAGCAUCUUCCCCACGUCCACGCCCGAGGAUGGGAGCAUCUUCCCCGCGGUCACGCCCGUGGAUGGGAGCAUCUUCCCCACGUCCGCGCCCGAGGGCUGGAGCAUCUCCCGAGAGCGCCGAGGCCGGGGAUUCGCCCCCGAGAGCGCCCCAGACGAGGGGCGCGGCCGCGCGCCGGCGGAUGGCGGCGCCUCGCCCGCGGCCCUGCCGGUGGACCAGAGCGUCCCGCAGGAGCACCCGCCGUCCGACGGGACCCCCUCGCCCAAACCCGCACCCGGGGGUGGCGCCGUCUCCCCCCAGCGCCAGGCCCCCGAAUGCAGCAAGGAGGAAGAAGAGGAGGACGAUGAAGAUGACGGCUGCUCCUCCCGGGAGGAAGACGCUGAGGAAGAGGAGGAUCUGGAGGAGGAGGAGCCCCACUUCCACACCAACCCCCUCUUCCAGAGCCGGGUGCUGGCACCCAUGGACCCCCCCGACUCCCCGACCUGA